This is a messenger RNA of Nylanderia fulva, 2330 nucleotides long. RefSeq lists its product as uncharacterized. The record is from RefSeq and is a predicted model, not a curated record. Lineage: Eukaryota; Metazoa; Arthropoda; Insecta; Hymenoptera; Formicidae.
CACCGAUCAGUUGCGAGUCCAGCGAUGGAGGAGCAGGAUGUGCGUCGCGAGUGCUCCGCGUCUCGUCUGAAUUUCGUGCGCGAGUAACGCGAAUAAACGGGAGUGCAAGUAUCCGCUCGACGUGGAGUUUCGCGAGUGUUCCAGCAUCUCCAGGAUUGCCCGAGUAUCGGAGAAAAUGUCCGAGAAGCGCGAAUUCAUAAAAAUCGGAAAAAUUUAAAUUGUGGGGGAGUGGCGGCCACUGACGGCCGUUGCUUGAGAUAUUGUGAUGCCGAGACUAUCCGUAACACUCGGUGGCGCGCAAGUGUCACUCCGCCAUGACACUUUCCGCUCACUUCACGAUGUCACGGAAAGACGCGGCGCGCCGGGAGAUGUCACCAUAAGUUAUAGAUGUCAUGAAUUAAUUUAAGGGUAUUUCGAUGGGUCUAAUGUGAUUAAUAUUCGGACGCUCGCUUUUCCGGAAUCGGAAAAAUAUAUUUUUUCAACAGAUAUUUUGUUCGUGUUUUUAUUCGCGAAUGCGAUAUCGAAUGUGAUCGAGCGGGAUCGAAAAUGCCGAAUGUAUUCGCGAGUGAUCUUUUUUUUUUCGUAUCGUCCAUUUAUUUCGAAGUGCAUCUGUGUGCAUAGUGAAGUGCGAUAAAUAAUUAUUGCAAAUAUAAAAUAAUAGAAAAAACAGUGCAGUGAUCAGUGCCAAAUCAUAUGGGAUUAAAGCAGAGCAGUAGUGGAAUAUUAAAGCGGAUAUAUUAAAGCAGAGAGAUUUAGAUCAUUGACUCAACGCAAUACUUGACACCUUGAAUCUACAGGAGAUAGUGACACGGUCUGUCCAAGAAACUAAACGUCUAUACCUUUGAAAAUACAAGUUUAACAAAAAAGUGAAAGAGCAGUCUAUCUAUAUAACGAUAUAGUGGUGUGUUUAAAUUUUUGAACACUGCCUUUCUUUUGAAAAUAUUUAACGCGUUAUGAUUCCUAAGAUGAACAAGAAUCGAUCGUUCAUCGCGCUUUUGAUAGGCUGCAUUAUAUUUAACAUUUGCGUCAACGCUUGGAAUAAUCACAACAGACGUAGGAUUGCAAAUAGAAGACGAUUAUGGCAGAAAAAUGAUGCUGCCAUUUCGAUUGAAGAAAUGGCGAAACGUAAGUGGGAGUCGCCGAAAUUUCAAAACAAUGAUCGGACUCAUAUUGCCAGAGAGAAAAGACUGUUCUCGCUGUUCACAUUGGUGAAAUUCGACAAUAGCGUCUGCGGUGGAUUAGAUGGAGAAAACGGCACGUGUGUCGCAGCGGCAGAAUGCGUACAACGCGGUGGAAUCUCCAGCGGUGUCUGUGCAAACGGUUAUGGGGUGUGUUGCAUAGUCACGGUGUCUUGCGGCGGUAUGACUUCUGACAACAACACAUACUUUGUCAAUCCAAAUUAUCCAUCCACUUUUGACAUCGUGGAAUCCUGUCAAGUGACGCUAGUAAAAUCACAUCCGGAUGUGUGUCAAUAUCGAUUAGACUUUGAACAGUUUAAUAUCAGGGGUCCGGAAACGACAAAUAAUGUUUGUAUUUACGAUCAAUUUAUCGUUUCCGGUGGCAAUCCGGUACCAACGAUAUGCGGUAACAAUAAUGGAAAUCACAUGUACGUAGAUACAGGCAUUGGACAAACUAAUCCGGUAACUUUGACUUUUGUCACGAGUGGUAACUCAUUUUCACGAUCGUGGAAGGUUCGCAUUUCGCAGAUACGAUGCAGUACGAUAUAUCGAGCCGAAGAAGGCUGUCUCCAAUAUUUCACUGGGGUUUCCGGUCAAAUAAAAUCUUUUAAUUACGAUCCGACGACUGGAUUGCAAUUGUCAAAUCAAGAUUACAGUAUAUGCAUAAGAAUGGAGAGAAACUUUUGUGGAAUUCAAUAUAUGGCGUGUACUGACGAUGCUCAAGGAAUGAUACCUAUCACGACAGGAAUAUCGGGUCCAAUAAUACGUAAUAAUGCAUUUACGCUAACAGGAAACACGCAGAAUACGCAAAUAGCAUCAAUGACGGGAGCAUCUUGUUUGACCGAUUGGUUAUCGAUUCCAUGCGCCAUCAAUUUGGGCCGGAUGCCCACGACGCCACUGAUAUGCGUUGAUCGAUUAUGUGGCGGUACCUUCAAUUCGGAAACUCAGAAUUGGAACACGUCGUCUGUUAUCAGUACCGUGAAGCCGUUCCGAUUAAUUUUUCACACGGAUAGUACCGAGGCACCAAGUGAUGUCGGAAAUAAAGGUUUCUGUCUUAAUUAUGUGCAACAACCUUGUACAACAAAAUUAAAAUAAAGAUCAUUGUAAAGUUAAGUCAAAUUAAAGGAAUAAUAUAUACAUAGGUUUGUGGAA